AUGGCCCACAGGCCGCGGGAAGUGCUUUCCAAGGUCGAACGUAAUGCGCUUAGAGAACUCAAGGCCGAUAUAGACCUGGUCAUCGUGCCAGCGGACAAAGGACGCGCCACAGUUGUACUGGAAAGGACAGACUACCUUCAAAAAACCAAAGGUUUACUGGAGGACCGACAGUUCUAUGUCCCAUGUGCAACGAACCCUUUAAAGGAGCUGACACGCGAAAUUAAUGCUACUUCGUUGGCCUUGGAGAACUCAGGUGCAAUAACACCGACCGACAUACGCAUGGCGAGACCCCAAGAUACGGCUUUGGCCCGAUUCUAUGGCGUCCCUAAGGUGCACAAAGACGGCGCUCCUCUCCGACCCAUCGUGUCGCUCAAAGGUACUCUAACGUACGGACUGGCUAAGUGGCUGUUCCGGCGUCUCAAGUCCCUGACCGCUGAGUCAGACACCACGGUCUCUUCGUCAGCAAAAUUCCUGGAGAAACUCAAAGGGGUAAGCAUCCAUCCAAAUGAGGUCAUGGUAUCUUUUGGUGUUACAUUCCUAUUUACUUCUAUUCUUCAGGACCUGGCGAUCGAGACAAUUGAGCUGCUACUACAAAGCAAAUACGAUGAAACGGAAAACCGUCUUGGGAACGCCCAAAUCCUUCAGCUCCUGAAGCUCUGUCUCAGGACGUACUUCACGUUCAACGGGACAAUCUACGAACAGGUGAAGGGCACACCGAUGGGUUCGUCGAUUUCGGGAUUCAUUGCCGAGUCGAACCUGCAACGAUUAGAAUCGCUGGUUUUCCAACACCACAGACCGAGAUUCUGGGCCCGGUAUGCGGAUGACACCUUCGUCGUCAUCGAACGGGAUCAGGUGCUGACAUUCCAAGAACGCCGUAUUUACGGACAUUCAAUUUACGAUGGAUGA
Spirometra erinaceieuropaei is the source of this 906-nucleotide messenger RNA. The record is from the annotation of a GenBank genome assembly. Lineage: Eukaryota; Metazoa; Platyhelminthes; Cestoda; Diphyllobothriidea; Diphyllobothriidae.